CGAAAAGCUUGUUUUAUUCGCGUUCCGAAAUGGAUUUCUAUUACUCACCGGUUGGCAGUGGGUGUCGCACGGUUAUUAUGGUGGCCAAGGCCCUUGGAGUAGAACUGAAUAAGAAACCAAUAAGCCUCUCACAGCAAGAACACCUAAAGCCGGAGUUCCUUAAGAUCAAUCCCCAGCACACCAUUCCCACUUUGGUGGACAAUGGAUUCGUCCUCUGGGAGUCGCGUGCCAUUGCCAUUUACCUGGUGGAGAAAUACGGCAAGGACGAUUCCCUCUACCCCAAGGAUCCCAAACAGCAGGCUGUGAUCAAUCAGCGACUGUAUUUCGAUUUAGGAACCCUAUACGAUACCUUCGCCAAGUAUUACUAUCCCAUAUUCCGCGAUGGACAGCCAGCCAACGCCGAUAACUUCAAGAAGAUCGAGACGGCCUUUGGGUUCCUAAACACCUUCCUGGAGGGUCAGGACUACGUCGCAGGAGAUCAUCUCACUGUGGCUGACAUUGCCAUCCUGUCCAGUGUCUCCACCUUUGACAUUGUAGACUUCGAUAUCAGCAAGUAUCCAAAUGUGGCCAGAUGGUAUGAUAAUGCCAAGAAGAUAACUCCUGGCUGGGACGAGAAUUGGGAUGGCCUUCGGCAAAUGGUCGAGAAGAUCGCAGCCGUAAAGGACAAGACAAAGUGA
This is a messenger RNA of Drosophila serrata, 677 nucleotides long. Its product is annotated as glutathione S-transferase D4 pseudogene. NCBI's taxonomy places the organism in Eukaryota, Metazoa, Arthropoda, Insecta, Diptera, Drosophilidae. The record is from RefSeq and is a predicted model, not a curated record.